AUGACGACUACAAGGGGCAGCACGAACGCCGCGGGCCGUGGGAGAUCACGAUCAAGCUCGGCUGACUCUGGUCCUGCCCGACGGCGCCAAGGCACUGGAAGAGCCGCGGGAGCGGGAGGAGCUGUGGGCGCAGGUGAAGCAGCGGGUGAUGGUGGGGCAGCGGCCCCGGUCGGCAUCGCCGCUCUCGAUCCCGCCGCCCAGAUCGAGGCAGUAGUCGCAGCGGCGCUGGCCGCACACGUUGCGCGCUCCGGUAGUGAAGCGCAGCACGAAGAACCAGAAAAAGAGCCUGCUCGUGGCGACGAUACCGCCGGAGACGCGCACGCGGAUUAA
Messenger RNA from Phytophthora nicotianae INRA-310, 330 nucleotides. RefSeq lists its product as hypothetical. Bases 1 to 330 code for a protein of 109 amino acids. The record is from RefSeq and is a predicted model, not a curated record. The transcript has 2 exons. NCBI's taxonomy places the organism in Eukaryota, Oomycota, Peronosporomycetes, Peronosporales, Peronosporaceae.